AUGGCCAUAAACGGAACCUCCUUACCGGGUCCAGGAAAAUUCUGCAAUAGCCUUGGGUCUGAGCCACCACAGUUGGUGUCACCCCAAGGAACCCCCCUGGAAAAUAUCAACUAUGAUGCUGAAACUUGGCACCUGAAGUUCAGAAGUUUCACCUGCUCAGAGGGGGAUGACCCAAUCAAGGACCUGCAGAGACUCACCUCGCUGUGCCAUCUGUGGCUGAGGCCUGACCUCCACACCACAGAGCAGAUUCUUGACCAGCUGGUGUUGGAGCAAUUCCUAAUAUCUACCUCCCCACACCUCCAGGCCAUGGUGAAGGAAAAUGGUGUGAGGAGUUGCAGAGACCUGGAGGAUAUGCUAAGAAACAACAUGAGACCCAAGAAAUGGUCCGUAGUCACCUUCCAAGGAAAGGAAUUUCUGGUGCACGAGUCAGAUGCUGAGAUGGCCGAUGCUGAAGCCAGUGGCAGGGAUGACGUGGUGGACUUGUCCAGCAAGCACAGAUCCUCCAUGAACCAUACACAUGUAGAGGGAGAAGACUUACUUCUUUCUGGAGAAGGUGACCUGGAGAGUGUGAGACCCAGGCAGACAUUGGAGAAGGAUCUGGAGGAAGACAGAAAAGAGGAAACAGCAAUUAAAUCUCAAGAGCCUCAGUGUCCCCAAGGUCCUGAUUCUGUGAGGGCAAAGGAUAGGAAGGAGCCCCAACAAGAAACAUGUCUGAAACCUGUGGAUGCCGUCACCCCUCCCCCCAGAGUUUCAGAGAGAGAAGUAUCCACUCAGAGUACUGGGGAGGCUGUUGCUCAUGCUCCUGGUCGAGAAAACUUUGAAUGUGGAGAGUGUAAUAAAAAGUUUCCUUAUGAGUCUCAGCUCGUCAUCCACCAGAGGGCACAUUCGGGAGAGAGGCCUUUCACAUGCUCCUGUGGGAAGGGCUUCCUGCAGCCUUCAGACCUCAGAGUUCACCAGCGAAUUCACACAGGUGAGAAGCCCUACACGUGUGGCAUCUGCAGCAAGAGGUUCACCCACCAGUCCACUUUGUAUGGUCAUGAGAGGAUCCACACAAAAGAGAGACCAUACUCCUGCAAAUUCUGCAAGAGAAGUUUCAGCCACAAGGGAAACCUCAACGUUCACCAGCGCAUUCACUUGGGAUUGAGACCCUUUGAAUGUUCAGAGUGCAAAGCCACCUUCCGUCAGCUGGGCACUUUCAAACGCCACCUGACUAUACACUCAAAGAAAACCUCCCACUGA
This is a messenger RNA of Otolemur garnettii (small-eared galago), 1239 nucleotides long. RefSeq names its product zinc finger and SCAN domain containing 5B (gene ZSCAN5B). Bases 1 to 1239 code for a protein of 412 amino acids. The record is from RefSeq and is a predicted model, not a curated record. The transcript has 5 exons. Gene Ontology annotation, molecular function: RNA polymerase II cis-regulatory region sequence-specific DNA binding; DNA-binding transcription factor activity, RNA polymerase II-specific. Gene Ontology annotation, biological process: regulation of transcription by RNA polymerase II. NCBI's taxonomy places the organism in Eukaryota, Metazoa, Chordata, Mammalia, Primates, Galagidae.